AUGCCGUUCAGCCAGCACCCUUUUUUCAAGUUGCCGAUAUUGGAGCUUCCGGAAGGUGUGACUGUUCGGAAGUUCAAUGCAAAGAAAGCGUUCAUGCAAAGGAAUUUCCGAAAUUCACCCACCGUGGCGUUGGAGCACAUGCGCAACGCCUUUGCAAAAGAAACUCUGACUGCGAGCGAAGCAGACAUGCUUGUUCUCAAGACUCAAAGGCUUGUAGCCCAUUUGUUUUAUCAGCACCGGAAACAGGAAGAAGGUCUAACCCCGAGUGAUGUUGUGUAUGUGUUGGGGCGACGAUACCUCUUUUUGGAUGCGGUUGUCUGGCAUUUGUUUUAUCAGCACCGGAAACAGGAAGACGGUCUAACCCCGAGUGAUGUUGUGUAUGUGUUGGGGCGACGAUACCUCUUUUUGGAUGCGGUUGUCUGCGCAAUUCAACUUUUGGAACCGGCUAUGGAAGCUUCUUCGUGGUGGGAAAAGCUCACAAGCGUGCUCCCAUCAGAGCUGGAUUUGGCAGAUCGUCCAUUUCCUUCCUCGCGCAGCAACUUUUAUAUAGGAUUUGCGAAAAGAUUAACUGCUGCAAUUGAAUUGUUGAAGACGAGAGUCCGACCGGAGCCACAGGAAACAGUGAGCCUGAAGCGAGAGCUGUUAUGCAAAAAGACAACUCAUCCACAGUUCCUGCUGGAGCGCUGGAAUGACUGGCGAAAGCAAGACAGAGAUGCAGGGGGCUACCAAGAGGAUUACGAGGAUUACCUCAGCGACUGA
This is a messenger RNA of Eimeria mitis, 759 nucleotides long. RefSeq lists its product as uncharacterized. The transcript is spliced from 2 exons. NCBI's taxonomy places the organism in Eukaryota, Apicomplexa, Conoidasida, Eucoccidiorida, Eimeriidae. The coding region runs from base 1 to 759 and encodes 252 amino acids. The record is from RefSeq and is a predicted model, not a curated record.